This is a messenger RNA of Prorocentrum cordatum, 1310 nucleotides long. The record is from the annotation of a GenBank genome assembly. Lineage: Eukaryota; Dinophyceae; Prorocentrales; Prorocentraceae.
GCCGCUUCGGCCCGUGCAGGCCUCCUGCGUGCCCGCGGGGUGCGCAGCGUGCGCAGAGAGCACCCCCUCUCCCGCCCGCCGGGACAUGCCCGCCGCCGGCCCGGCCCGCCCGGCGGAGGACCGAGAGACCGACGACAGGGUGGCGCUCAAGCGCCCGGGGCCCGGCGAGGACCGCGGCGACGGGCUGCCUGCGCACGUCCUCCGCGAGGUGUCUCUGCUGCGCGACCUCGUCCACCCGAACAUCGUGCGGCUGAGGGACCUGCAGGUCGGUGGCCUCGGCGGGCUCGAGCUGAUCUUCGAGUAUGUUCCGGACGACCUGCACCAGGUCCUGAAGGGCCACCGGAGGGAGGGCACCCAGCUGGCCAUGGAGGAGGUCCUGCGCUAUUCGCAGGAUCUUCUCACCGGAGCCCACGCGUGCCAUGUGCGUAUGGUGAUCCAUCGUGACCUCAAGCCGCAGAACCUCCUCAUCCAUCCUGUGGAUGGUCUUAAGAUCUGCGACUUUGGCCUGGCCCGCACCUUCUCGCUCCCGGUCCAGAGCUACACCCAGGAGGUCAUCACCCUGUGGUACCGCGGCCCAGAGCUGCUGCUGGGGUAUCCCAACUACGGGACGGAGGUGGACAUCUGGUCCACGGGGUGCAUCCUCGCCGAGAUCGCCACUGCUUACCCGAUAUUUCCGGGGGACUCCGAGAUCGGCACUGCCUUCAAGAUCAUGCAGCUGCUGGGCUCCCCCACGGAGGCCACCUGGCCCGGCUUCGAGCGGACCCUCUCGCUCUGGAGCCCCAGCUUCCCGCGCUGGCCGCCCACGGGCCUCGAGGCGAUCCGCGACCGACGCCCGGAGCUGGGCGAUGCUGGCAUGGACCUCAUCCGCUCCCUGCUGACCCUCUGCCCCUCGUCGCGGCCGACCGCCCGGAGGGCCAGGGCCCACGCCGCCUUCUCGCGGCGAGGCUCCGCCGAGGCGGCGGGGCGGGCCGCCCCCGGCGGCGGCGCCGCCCGGGCGUGAUCCUUCGCGCGGGCCCCAAGGAGAUGCACCACCACCACGUCGAUUGCUCCUCCCUCCUCUGCCCUCAUAUAGUCCUUUCCUCUGCCCUGGGACAGGGAGGGGGUAAGGGAGGCGCUCGUGGUGGUGCACCUGUGUGGGCCCCGCACUUCGGCGCCGGCGGCGCGGGCGAUCGCCGGCGGCCUGCGUGCCGAGAGGGCGUGCGGGUGCGUUUCGUCGCUCGUGCUCUCUCCUCGCUCGGAGGAGGGCCACGAGCUGGGCCCCCACUGCUGCUCGAGGCCCGGGGCCUUGGCGGAUGGAGCCCUGAGGGGGG